Stylonychia lemnae is the source of this 1317-nucleotide messenger RNA. The record is from the annotation of a GenBank genome assembly. Lineage: Eukaryota; Ciliophora; Spirotrichea; Sporadotrichida; Oxytrichidae.
AUGAAUCAAUCUCAUUUACCUAAGAGAGUUGUAGUUACUGGUCUUGGCAUGGUAUCUCCAAUUGGAGUUAAUGUCAAAGAGUCAUGGGCUAAUCUUUUACUUGGAAAAUCUGGAAUUGUUUCAGUGAAGGGAGAUCCAGAGUUCAAAGGUCUGAAAUCUCAAAUAGGUGGAAGGUUACCUGCUCAUUUCGACAUUAAGAAAUAUCAAACAAGCUUUGGAGAUGCAAGAAUCUUUAGUUUAGCAAAUGCUGUGACAUUGGAGGCUAUUGAAGAUGCAAAAUUAAACUUCGAUCAAGUGAAUAGAACAAGAGUAGGAGUAGUUCUUGGAAAUCAAUUUGGAGUUCUUGAAAAUUAUAACAAACCCAACGACAAGCUAAGACUCCUUAAAACAAUGAACCAUAUGGUUCCUAGCUUAAUAGCAAUCAAUCACUAACUUAAAGGGCCAGUCUCAGCUGCUAGUACUGCUAGUUCAUCAGGAGGAGUUGCUAUUGGUGAAAGUUUCAAACUCAUAAGAGAAAGCUACUCUGACAUAAUCAUUACGGGAGGAAUGGAUUACAAUCUCAAUAGACAUUUCUUUGAAGGAAUGGAGUUAUUUGGAGCUAACUGCAAUACAUUCAAUGACCAUCCUGAACAAGCCAGCAGACCAUUUGAUACGAAAAGAGCAGGACCAAUUAUGUCUGAUGGAGGAGGAGCAUUGAUUCUUGAGUCAUUAGAUUCAGCUCUUAGCAGAAAUGCAAAUAUCUAUUGUGAGAUAGUUGGAUAUAGUUAAAAUACUGAUGCAUUUCACAUCUUAAGACCUACAGAUGAUGGAGAAGGUUUAUUUUUAGCGAUUUAAAAUGCCCUCGUUUAAGCUGGAAUCACCCCAAGUUAAAUAGAUCUAAUUAAUAGUCAUGCAACAAGCACUCCUGCUGGUGAUUUAUCAGAAACUAAAUGCCAUUAAAAAUUAUUAGGAAAUUAAACUAUAUGGAGUAAUCUAAAAAAUCUAACUGAGAGUAAUUAUUUAGAAUUGAUAAAGCAAACUGAUCUUGAUACUAACAAUAUGAAGAGAGCAACAAUCACUGCUCAUAAAUCUAACAUUGGACAUACUUUCUGUGCCGCUGGUGCAUUAGAAUCAAUAUUUGGUAUUUUAUCAAUAAGAGAUCAGGUUGCACCAAGAAUUAUUAAUCUUGAGAACCCCCUUACGGAUUCAUUAUCAUUUGCUUAGGAAAAUGUAGAAAGAUAAAUUGAUGUUGUUGUGAAGACUUGUCUUGCUUUUGGAGGAGUAAACUCUGCUCUUGUUUUCAAAUCUUUUAAGGAACAACAGUCACCCAAAUUAUGA